GCGUCACCGUGAAGCACGUGAUUCCAAAGGUGCGGUUUCAUUCUUUACUCUCUCGUCUCGCACAAUGGGUGGAAACUCGUCGUUCACCUUUUUCUGUUACAAGAACUUACUCAUCAUCCUAAAUGUGUUCUAUCUGAUUGUGUCGCUAAUCUUGAUUGUUGCACCUGCUGUUGCAAUUGGGGACGCCAAGUUCACUAAUGUUCCCAUAGUCGGAGGUGUCAUAGCCAGCGGUGUCUUUCUGUUGGUCAUUGCAAUUGUUGGUCUGGUUGGAGCUGUGAAGCAUCACCAAGUGUUGCUGUUUUUCUACAUCAUUGCAUUGGGAAUUGUGUUUAUCAUACUCUUCUCUGUGUCUGUUGCUGCUCUCGCUGUAAAUAGUAGCCAACGUCAUGCAUUAUUGGAACAUACUUGGAGAGGGUUGAACGAUCACGACAAGGCAGAGGUGCAGUCAUUCUUUGACUGCUGUGGAUUCGAUAAUGCUUCUGUAAACAUAAAGUCAUCUGAAAAUAAGAUAGGUCAUCCAUCUUGCAAAGUGAAACUGGGGAAAGUAUCUCCUCCAAAGUGCUGUCCUUCAUCUUAUUCCAGUGUUGAAUUAUUUGAAGCACAAAAUAACGAUUCAAUGCCUACAACUAAUGCAACUAACGUUACCACAGAAUCAUCAAACACCACGUCAACAGCAUCGAACGACGCCACACCAACAUCUACUGUUACAGGAUCAACCAACAUUUCCACAGUAAACCCGACUGAUUACGAUGGUCAUUGUGGCGAUUGUAAGCCGUGCUACAAUGCGUGGAGUGACCAGGUGGCCAAAGCGUUUAAGGUUGGUGGCGGCGUCGGUCUCUUCUUCAGUCUGACAGAGCUUUUCGGUCUUAUCUUGACGAUUUACUAUCGCAACAAGAAGGAUCCGACCGCCAAUCCUAAUGCUUUCCUCUAAGAACACAGGACACAUUGCACGGAACAAUAUAGUAGUAGAAAUGCUGGGUGAACUCUAUAGCUGUAUUGCAAAUGAUGAUGAUGACGACAAGGUGUGACGUUAUGCAAUUUGUGUUGUGAUUGGACCGACGUGCUGGUUGCCACAUUUAUUGUGUGUGAUGUGUUUAGUUAGUUGAUAUCUACGAUAGUAAGGUGAUGAUGUUAUCGAGA
Molecule: messenger RNA, 1140 nt
Organism: Corticium candelabrum
Lineage: Eukaryota; Metazoa; Porifera; Homoscleromorpha; Homosclerophorida; Plakinidae
Product: tetraspanin-13-like
Exons: 5
Coding region: 65-931 (288 amino acids)
Cellular component (GO): plasma membrane
Source: RefSeq, a predicted model, not a curated record